GAGCCUUCGCUCGCAUUUGUUCUUGCGCCACAACUACAAGAAAUCCAUUGGAUGUUUCCUUGUGAUACUAAAGGAAGUAUAAUCUCCGAUCCGCGAAAUCAAUCCUCCGCCGCCGCCGCCGCCGCAGGUUGCCGGAGAGGCGGCGAAGAUCGAAGAAACUCAUAAGAGAUCAAGAAAUUCAUCAUCAGGAUAGCCACCGAAUCACUAAAAGUGGCGACUAAAUCCAAAGGUUCUGCCGCGCUCCAUGAGAAAAAUGAACUCACGCAUUUUGUUUCACUCCAUUCUGCUCACUCUUCAGUACGGAGCUCAGCCGCUCAUCUCCAAACGCUUCACCAGCCGGCAAGUUAUUGUGACUUCAUCAGUCUUGACAUGUGAGAUAGCCAAGGUCAUAUGUGCCUUGAUUCUCAUGGCAAAAGAAGGCAGCUUAAAGAAACUAUCAAAGGAAUGGACUUUGUUGGGUUCGCUCACUGCAUCUGGUCUUCCUGCAGUAAUUUAUGCACUCCAAAACAGUUUGCUGCAGAUAUCUUACCGGAACCUUGAUUCACUCACAUUCUCAAUACUGAACCAGACAAAGAUAUUUUUCACCGCCUUGUUUACAUUUAUUCUAUUAAGGCAGAGGCAGUCAAUUCAACAGAUUGGGGCUCUGUUCUUGUUGAUCAUGGCAGCCGUUCUUAUAAGUAUUGGUGAAGGCACUGCAAAAGGUUCUGGCACUGGCAACCCCGAACAAAUUUUAUUUUAUGGGAUAGUCCCAGUCUUGGUUGCUUCUGUUCUCUCUGGUCUGGCCUCCGCAUUGUGCCAAUGGGCUUCUCAGGUGAAGAAACACUCAUCAUACGUGAUGACCAUAGAAAUGUCUAUUGUUGGUAGCUUGUGCUUGUUGGCUAGCACCUUUAAGUCUCCUGAUGGAGAAGCCAUAAGAAGGCAUGGGUUUUUCUAUGGCUGGACUCCAUUAACGUCGAUUCCAGUCAUAUUCAAUGCACUUGGAGGGAUUCUUGUUGGUCUAGUAACCAGCCAGGCUGGUGGUGUGAGAAAGGGGUUUGUCAUUGUUUCAGCACUUCUUGUAACGGCAUUGCUGCAGUUCCUUUUUGAAGGAAAGCCACCAUCAUCUUAUUGUCUUGUGGCUCUCCCUCUUGUCAUCAGUAGCAUUUCAAUAUACCAGAAAUAUCCAUACCGAGUCAAAAAGAAGGAAGCAUGAUAAGCAGAGGAACAUUUGGGAAGUAAUAAAAUUAUCUCUACUUAUUCACAUUAUUUAGUUUCCCAAGUUUUAGGGGGAAAGACAAGGUAAUAUUUUACAUUGUAGCUGUAAUUGCUAGGUUAGGCAAUGAACGUAUUCAGCUAGGUGUUUCAUCUUACCGCUGUUGGCAAGCAAAAACCAAGGUAGUCAUUGGUCUCUAUGACCUUCAGAAAUGCAAAACUUGUAUGAAAUGAAAUAUGAUAUAUGGUGGAAGUGUCACGGUAGGAGCUUUGAGUUAUGACUUACAAAGCGCUGUCUCAUUUGACAUGAUUAUUAUGCGGGCAUAAUGGAUAUUAUGUCUGUUAAAUCAACAACGAAAUGUUGUAAUAUUGAGGGUAGGCAUUGUCUAGUAAUUGUUUGAUUAAAGUUGCUGCAUUGUACCUCGAUGAUGCUCUGGAUGAAUUUCCUCAUCGAGACAACCACAUAGUUCCGUGGCUUGAUUGAGGAAUAUUAUAAAUGCAGGGAGGCACAGGAUGAUUAUGAUGUUCACUCUAAAUGGAUGUAUAUGAUGAUGUUAUAGCAAUUGCUAGGCUGAACAUUGAUGUUAUGAUUAAGAAAUGUAUGAGAUUGAUUACAUUUCCUGAACCCAGUGAAUAUGAGCUCUGGUGUCCAUCUGCAGUUUCAUCUUCCCACCUUGUGUGAAGAGUUCUUAAUAUUUCUCUGCAACACAGAGUCCAUCCUGUUAUGAUCCUCAUGAAGUGAUCAAUGCAAAGGGAAGCGACAUCAUCAAGAUUCCAGCCUUCUUUUGUAUCUGCAUCUCCAGCCAUCGAGUUCCUUCUUGAAACCUUAUAUGUUUUAGAGCAUAUACAAUAGGAAACAAUAAAAAAACUUAAUUUGA
Messenger RNA from Rubroshorea leprosula, 2069 nucleotides. NCBI's taxonomy places the organism in Eukaryota, Viridiplantae, Streptophyta, Magnoliopsida, Malvales, Dipterocarpaceae. The record is from the annotation of a GenBank genome assembly.